AUGAAACUGUUUUAUUGUGGAUUUAAUGGAUUUGGGCAAAUCAAAUCAACAAAUUUAAAUGAUAAUGAAAAAUCAGUAAAAGUUGAUUGUUGCUGGCCCACUCUAAUUUUCGAAACGGAAACCGAUUCUUUUGAAAUGUUCCUUGGUUGGUCUCGAUUAAUUAUCACGACAAAUGGUGAUUGUAUUGUGAGUGGAUAUUGGAAUGGAAUUUCGGGUUUCAUAGGUUCCAUCAGCAAAGGAAGCUGUUUAAAACAAGUUACAUGUACUGAACAGUUUGCUGUGGGUAUCGAUAGAAAAGGAAUGCUAAAGAAACAAGCAAUAGAUAUUAAAUCAUGUGAUUGGGAAGAUGUGCACAUAGAGUCUGCUGAUGAGGAUCAAUCAAAGCCUGUUAAAUUUGUAAAAGUUUUAGGCAGUGAACAUUCUGUUAUAGCUCUUGAUGAAAUCGGCAACCUUCAUCUUCCACCUUCACGAAUGGAAAACAUGCAGUCAGUAUUUGUUGCUAUUGCUAGUGGAAAAGAACAUUUUAUUGCCUUAAAUAGUGAAGGAAAAGUUUACAGUUGGGGUUCAGGAAGUCGAGGCCAGCUAGGUCACGGUAGCAUCGAGUCAAAUGAAUAUCCUCAAGAAAUUGAGGUGCUGGGCGGAAUCAAAAUUGUUCAAAUUGCUGCUGGAGGAUGGCAUAGCUGCGCGUUAAGCGAAUCAGGAGACGUUUACGUUUGGGGGUGGAAUGAAUCCGGUCAGUUGGGUUUACCCUGUCGUAAUCUGAGUGGUUCUGCUAGCAAAAGGUAA
Molecule: messenger RNA, 786 nt
Organism: Daphnia pulicaria
Lineage: Eukaryota; Metazoa; Arthropoda; Branchiopoda; Diplostraca; Daphniidae
Product: E3 ISG15--protein ligase HERC5-like
Exons: 5
Coding region: 1-786 (261 amino acids)
Source: RefSeq, a predicted model, not a curated record